CUACAAGUUACCAUAUAAAGCUUCUUAGUGGAGACUUAAACUCACAGGAGUACAAUGCAUCAAUUGAGUGCUACUGGGCUCCCUUCAUGAGUUUGAUUCAUACCAUUCAACAUAUCAUACUGUCCUGAGAUGACUGGUGAACCUUGCUGCCAUAGCCAAACAUGGCAAGAACUAGGAAGGAGUUGAUGUGUUGGUGUUUGAGAGCUAUCUCUGAUGGAUGCACAAGCAUAACAAGCCUUAAUCAAUGCUAUCCAAACAUGGCAGGAGGAAGGAAGGAGUUUGAUGUGUUGGUGUGUGAAGCUAUGUCUGGUGGAUGUACAAGUGUAAGAAACUUCAGAUCAAUGUUAUGUAAGUUUCUGGGUUUUGAUCUAAGGCUUUCUAUUCCAUCCAAAUUCUUCUGUUAUGGAAUUCCUGGGAUUGUUCAAGAAUCUAAUGUGACAACUACUUGUGAAUUGAGAAACCUUGGCAAAUUGGUUAGAAUCCAACAUCAAUCCUUUAUGUGCCCAACACACCUAUGGGAGCUAUCAGUUUUAAGGAAUAGUAGAGGGAAAAGGAGAUUGGCUAUGGUAGUUGAACUUAACCAGCAAUGGAAGGUAUAUGAAGAAGAUUGAACUUGUGAAACAUGAAGACUUUUACAAGCUUCACUAUCUGUUUCUUUUGGGAUAUACAGCACAAAAAGUGAAGCAGGAAAGAAGAGGAUUUAGCAAGAUGUAACUUGCAUUUUUUGUUAUGUAAGUUUCCACUUAGUGGCUAGUUUCUAUUUCCUUUUAUGGUCUAUUAGCCUUUCAUUCAUGCCACAACAAUCUAGGGCUUGCCUCAUGAUUUUUUGUUUUGCAGAUUGGCCACCAUUUACCCCAGUUGUUCUUAAUGAUAUUACAAAUGAUAUGUUGAUUUAUUGACAAAAGUUGAUGUUUAUUGCCCUUUCAUCAUUCUUAGGUGUGCAAGCUUUUUGCCUUUUUAGUUUUCGUUGUGGGUUAUUUUAGCCUUGCAUUUUGGUAGAGUAUAUUUAUUGACUGAAUACAUGCAAUUGUAUACU
Rubroshorea leprosula is the source of this 1036-nucleotide messenger RNA. NCBI's taxonomy places the organism in Eukaryota, Viridiplantae, Streptophyta, Magnoliopsida, Malvales, Dipterocarpaceae. The record is from the annotation of a GenBank genome assembly.